Penicillium soppii is the source of this 795-nucleotide messenger RNA. Its product is annotated as putative short chain dehydrogenase. The coding region runs from base 1 to 795 and encodes 264 amino acids. The record is from RefSeq and is a predicted model, not a curated record. NCBI's taxonomy places the organism in Eukaryota, Fungi, Ascomycota, Eurotiomycetes, Eurotiales, Aspergillaceae. The transcript has 2 exons.
AUGUCGCUGCGAAAGAUCGUUACUGUCACCGGCGGCAAUGGUGGAAUUGGCUAUGAAACAGUCAAAGCACUCCUCACUUCUCAAAAGCCUUACCACAUUCUAAUGGGCAGUCGCUCUUUGGAAAAGGCAAAGUUCGCCAUUGAGACCCUCAAAGAAGAAUGCCCCCAGGCAACCAACACCGUCGAAGCUAUACAAAUCGACCUUACUAGCGACGAAUCCAUCGAAGCAGCGUUCAAGCAGGUCGACGAUACCCACGGGCACAUCGAUGUUUUAGUCAACAAUGCCGGAGCAACAUUCGAUAUCGACUACACAGCCGGCAAAGUGUCUCUACGGGAGUGCUUCAACAAAGCCUACGACGUCAACGUCACAGGAACGAACGUUCUAAGCUACACAUUUAUGCCUUUACUCCUGAAAUCCAGCGACCCACGUCUUCUAUUCGUAGCCGGCCUCUCGGCGAUCAACCAAGCAGGGAAACAAUACUUCCCGACGCCUCCACAGCCUGCGGGGUGGCCGAAGAAGAUUGGAUUCGAAACAAUUGGGUAUCGCUGCAGCAAAACAGCUCUGAAUAUGCUGAUGCUGGAUUGGAAUCACAAGCUCAAGGCGGAUGGGGUCAAGGUCUGGGCUGUUGGGCCUGGGAUGCUGGCUACCAAUUUGGGGGGUGUGCCGGAGCUGGCAAAGGCUAUGGGGGCACAGCCGGCUAGUCUUGGUGGUGAGAUUUUGAAGGCGGUUAUUGAGGGCGAGAGGGAUCAUCAGGUUGGAAAGAUUGUGGUUCGUUCUGGGAUUAUGGAUUGGUGA